AUGCAGCUGGACGGCUCCUACUGGCUGUGCAGGCGAGGCGCUGGGGCCGGAGACGCCGGCCUGGCCGCCUCUCCCGGGCCUGCGAUGAGCGUCCCGGCCGUGCCCCGGCACCUGCAGCUGCCCCCGAGCCAGAGGAGCCAGCCCGCCUUCAGAGUGCGGCCUCCUAUCAGAAGCCACCACGCUAACACGCAGGACAGGGGGGAGCAAGGCAUCAGUAGAACCUCCGCCAGUGUUACCGUUCGGAAGGGGCCUGGAAAUACAGAAUUAGCUCAGGUGAAACCCCAUCUGUCUAGUGUCAGACCCAGUGCUUCUCAGGACAUGAGAAGAAACCAGGCAUCCUCAAGAAACGCAGCAUGUGACAUCCUAGCCAGGCCUGCCUCCUCUUCUAAGGUCAAACUGUUGGAAAAGUCAAAACCCACCAACCAGCGAAGACAUACUAUAGUAGCGAAGACCAGUGCCAAUAGUAAACCAGCUCAGCCCACAGAAACUGCAGAGCAGAGGAGAGCCCGUCUGACUGAGUGGAAAGCCGACAAAGGCAGGGUGCUGAAGAAGCCUCCGAGCUCCGUGGUGACGCAGCCCGAGCCUGAGGGGCAGAAUGGAAACCCAGUGGGGUCCUUCUGGACGACCAUGGCCGAAGAAGACGAGCAAAGACUGUUCACUGAGAAAGUAAACAAGACGUUUUCUGAGUGCCUGAACCUGAUUAGUGAGGAAUGUCCCAAAGAAGAAAUAUUGGUCACACUCAAUGACCUGAUUAAAAAUAUUCCAGAUGCCACGAAACUUGUUAAGUAUUGGGUGUGCCUUGCACGUCUAGAACCAAUCACAAGUCCGAUUGAAAACAUUAUUGCUAUCUACGAGAAGGCCAUCCUGGCAGGGGCUCAGCCUAUUGAAGAGAUGCGACGUGUAAUUGCAGAUAUUCUAACAGUGAAGAGUCAAGAAAAAGUUCAUUUGGGAGAAAACAGUGAGGCUACCUGUGCGACAAAGACACACGGUCAGGACGUCAACACUGAAGACCACGGGGUUCACCUCGAACCUGGAAACCAGAAAAUGGAAACCAAACAUCAUAAAAGUGUGGGCUUUCAUGGUUGUGAAAAAGAGCAAGAAGAUGCAACAACAGAGCCAGCCAGUGCCGAGAAAACACCCAGGAACGAAUCUCGGGACAGUUGUAUGAUUAAAUAUAAUGUGUCUACCACCCCAUACUUACAAAGUGUCAAAAACAAGAUGUUGUUUGAUGAAACCAAUUCGAUAUUUAAAGAGCUCAAGUUUCUAACACCAGUGAGACGGUCCCGGCGGCUUCAAGAGAAGAUCUCAAAGUUGCCAGAGAUGCUGAAAGACCAUUAUCCUUGUGUGUCUUCAUUAGAACAGUUAACCGAGUUGGGAAGCAACACCGAUGCCUUCGUGUGCCGCCCGAAUGCAGCCCUGGGCCCGAUGGAGGCCACAGAGGAGAAGUCCAACUGAUAAGGGACGAUGGGCUUUUCUUCU
This is a messenger RNA of Echinops telfairi (small Madagascar hedgehog), 1479 nucleotides long. RefSeq names its product cytoskeleton-associated protein 2. Lineage: Eukaryota; Metazoa; Chordata; Mammalia; Afrosoricida; Tenrecidae. Gene Ontology annotation, biological process: negative regulation of microtubule depolymerization. Gene Ontology annotation, cellular component: microtubule cytoskeleton. The record is from RefSeq and is a predicted model, not a curated record. The transcript has 8 exons. The coding region runs from base 1 to 1455 and encodes 484 amino acids.